UCGUCCGAUCUUGUUAUCUCGGUUUGUUAUUAUCGGAAAUUCCGCCUUCUGCAAUUGAAGUGAAAAAAAAAAUUCUGAAGAGAUGUGUCGAAUUACUUGUAUAGUCCUAACCAUUUUACUUACAGUUAAUGAUGCGGUGUCAUGGAAACAUUUUUGGCGAGGAAAAUGGAUUCAGCGAAGAGUCGAACAAGCGAAUCAUUCCCAUUUUCCAACUGAUCAGUGGUUCGAACAAAAACUCGACCACUUUGACGUUGUUAACGCGAUAACAUGGAAACAGAGAUACCAUACCAAUGACACCUUCUUUGGAGGAGAUGGACCUGUUUUUCUUAUGAUUGGAGGUGAGGGGGAGGCUACUCCAAAAUGGAUGAGACAGGGCAUGUGGAUAGAAUGGGCUGGGAAGUUUAAUGCCCUAUGUUUUCAGCUUGAGCAUCGAUACUAUGGAAAAAGCCAUCCAACAAAGAACAUGAGCACCAAAAAUCUUAAAUACUUGAGCAGUGAACAAGCUCUUGCAGAUUUGGCCUAUUUUAUAGAAGGGAAAAAGGAAGAAAUGAAGCUGCAUCAUAACAAAUGGAUUGUAUUUGGUGGUUCUUACCCAGGUUCAUUAGCAGCUUGGUUCCGAUUAAAAUAUCCCCAUCUUGCUUAUGGUGCUGUUGCAUCUAGUGCACCUCUCUUUGCAAAAAUAAAUUUCAAAGAAUAUCUGGGUGUUGUAACUAAGGCAUUGCAGACCACACAACAAAGCUCGCAAUGCACUGGCGCUAUUGAGCAAGCAACCACUGCCCUCGAGGACGAAAUUCAGUCAACCCGUUGUUGUCAAACAUUGGAGAAACUUUUCAGCUUGUGUGAUCCGAUCGAUAUCACAAACAAGCUGGAUGUCGCAAACUUAUUUGAAACAUUGGCUGGUAAUUUUGAAGGUGUUGUCCAAUACAAUAAAGACAAUCGGGAUUCCAAAGGGGCAAAUAUUACGAUGGACGUCCUUUGUGAUACGAUGACUGAUCCUAAACUCGGUUCUCCACUUGCACGUUAUGCAGCAGUCAAUACCAUGUUAUUGGAGGCUACAGGGGAGAAAUGCCUCGACUUUAAGUACAAUAAAAUGCUUAAAGACAUGCGUUCUACCGAUUGGAACAGCUCAGCUUCUGAAGGAGGUCGCCAGUGGACUUACCAAACCUGCACCGAAUUUGGUUAUUACCAAUCAUCAGACCUUGCAGAUCAACCAUUUGGGAAACGAUUUCCCAUCGAAUUUUCUAUCCGACAGUGCAGUGAUAUAUUUGGACCGAAAUUCAGUCAUAACCUUCUCAAAAACGCCAUCGCUCGAACCAAUUUCAUUUACGGUGGACUGGGUUUGAAACUAGAUCGAACUGUUUUUCCUAAUGGUUCUGUGGAUCCUUGGUCUGCUUUAGGGAUCACUAGCAACACAACGGGAAAUGUAGCCAUCUUUAUUCAAGGCACCGCUCAUUGUGCUGAUAUGUAUCCGCCGUCACCCAAAGACUCUCCCGAACUUACGUCAGCAAGAAACGUUAUUGAAAGCCAUCUGAGUUCUUGGGUGUCAAAUGAAAAGGCUUGAAUCUCAUUACUGACCAAUUGUUAAGAACCAACGCUUCCUUUCCUGCUAAAUAAAUCGAUUAGCAACACA
Molecule: messenger RNA, 1630 nt
Organism: Daphnia carinata
Lineage: Eukaryota; Metazoa; Arthropoda; Branchiopoda; Diplostraca; Daphniidae
Product: putative serine protease K12H4.7
Exons: 6
Coding region: 83-1561 (492 amino acids)
Biological process (GO): proteolysis
Molecular function (GO): dipeptidyl-peptidase activity; serine-type exopeptidase activity
Source: RefSeq, a predicted model, not a curated record